Molecule: messenger RNA, 2240 nt
Organism: Haliotis rubra (blacklip abalone)
Lineage: Eukaryota; Metazoa; Mollusca; Gastropoda; Lepetellida; Haliotidae
Product: probable endonuclease 4
Exons: 9
Coding region: 104-1402 (432 amino acids)
Biological process (GO): base-excision repair
Cellular component (GO): nucleus; mitochondrion
Molecular function (GO): zinc ion binding; phosphoric diester hydrolase activity; DNA binding
Source: RefSeq, a predicted model, not a curated record
GGGUGUGUAUUGAGAGUGACCUGCCCUUCUUGAGCAGACGUGACCGCGGGAAACUUCGUCACUGCGAAAGGAGACUCAUCUGUCAUCGAAACUGGAGAAUAAAAUGGCAGACAGUGAAAGAAGCCGCCCAGUACGGGAAAGGAAACCAAGGAUUAUUACACAGUUUGGUUUAGAAGAAAAUAAAAAGAUGAGCAAGAAAGAAACCCAACUCAAAUCACCAUAUGAGGGUGACAUUAAAGAUACGAUGCUAAAGCAACAAAAGACAACAAUAAAAAAGAAAACAGACAAGAGAAAAAGUGACACCAGUGUUGAGAUUCGUGAACUCAGUAAUAAGAAAGUGAAAACUGAUCCUUUGGACAAAAACGAUGACCUCUCCAAAGAUCAGAACAAUUCUCAUAGUAAAAAACAUAUAACAGUGAAAAAAGAGAAAGGCAUUGCAAAAAAGGGUAAAGCUUCUUCAUCGAGGGUAAAAAAGGAAGAAGAGGAUGAAGAUGAACUUGAUGUAGAUGUGAAAGUGAAAAGUAAGAAGACCAGUAAGAAAGGUCGUCAUUCUUGUAGGAAGCUGGUUGGUGCACAUGUCUCAUCUCAAGGUGGUGUACGUAAUGCUGUCUACAAUGCAGUUGAUAUUGGCGCCAGGUCCUUUGCCAUGUUCCUCAAGUCACAGCGUCAAUGGAAGGCCAAACCGCUGGAUGAGAAUGUUGUUGCAAAGUUCAAAGAUGCAUGUAAGGAAUAUGGGUUCACUCCUGAUCUGAUAAUUCCCCAUGGGCCGUAUUUGAUCAACUGUGGUUCUCCAGAGCCAGAUACUCUGCGGAAAAGUCGCGAUGCCCUGGUUGAUGAGUUACAGCGAUGUGAGAAGCUCGGCCUUACCCAGUAUAACUUUCAUCCUGGCUCUACCUGUGGGAAGAUUUCUGUGAAAGAAUGCAUCGCCCUCAUUGCGGAGAGUAUUAACAUUGCUCAUUCCAAGACCAAGUACGUCAGGACAGUGAUAGAAAAUAUGAGUUGCCAAGGAUAUACAAUAGGAGGAAAGUUUGAAGAACUACGUGGCAUUAUUGACAAGGUCAAGGACAAAUCUCGAAUAGGCGUCUGCCUUGAUACAUGUCAUGCUUUUGCUGCAGGCUUUGACCUGACGACUGAUUCAGGCUACAAGAAGUUCAUAUCUGACUUUGACAAGAUUAUUGGUUUCAAAUAUCUUGACGCUCUGCACUUGAACGACUCCAAGGGUGUGAAGGGUUGCCGUCUCGACCGACACGAGAACAUAGGUAAAGGGCACAUAGGCCUUGACGGUUUCCGUAGAGUGAUGAGGGAUCCCAACUUUGAUGACAUCCCCAUGGUUCUGGAAACACCCCAUGGUAUGGGGUAUGACAAGGAGAUACAAAUCCUGCAUGGGCUCUGUCAUGGGUGAUGUCUAGUUGAAUGACUCCAAGUGCUGUUUGAUUCUUGUUUGAACAAGAUCUCAAGGUGCUGCCUGAUGCUUGUUUGAACAAGAUCUCCAAGUGCUGUCUGAUGCUUGUUUGAACAAGAUCUCCAGGUGCUGCCUGAUGCUUGUUUGAACAAGAUCUCCAGGUGCUGUCUGAUGCUUGUUUGAACAAGAUCUCCAGGUGCUGCCUGAUGCUUGUUUGAACAAGAUCUCCAGGUGCUGUCUGAUGCUUGUUUGAACAAGAUCUCCAGGUGCUGUCUGAUGCUUGUUUGAACAAGAUCUCCAGGUGCUGCCUGAUGCUUGUUUGAACAAGAUCUCCAGGUGCUGUCUGAUGCUUGUUUGAACAAGAUCUCCAGGUGCUGCCUGAUGCUUGUUUGAACAAGAUCUCCAGGUGCUGUCUGAUGCUUGUUUGAACAAGAUCUCCAGGUGCUGCCUGAUGCUUGUUUGAACAAGAUCUCCAAGUGCUGUCUGAUGCUUGUUUGAACAAGAUCUCCAGGUGCUGUCUGAUGCUUGUUUGAACAAGAUCUCCAGGUGCUGCCUGAUGCUUGUUUGAUUGAACAAUGUCUCCAAGUGCUUUUUCACCUUUUUACCAGUAAAACAGAUCAUUACAGAGAUUUUCUUUCCUAUUCCAAAUAUUUAUCAAAAACUAAAAAAGAAAAUGUUUAAUUAAACUUAAUUAUGUUAUUUAAAAAAGUGCUAGAGGUUUUACAAACACAAAUUAAUGACAUGCAGUUCUGUCAUAUCAACAUUUUAUUUACAUAAAGUACAUGGCUGUUGCAUACAAGAAACUCUUAGUAGUGUGGACAAUAAAACAUUUCACAAG